This is a messenger RNA of Camelina sativa (false flax), 811 nucleotides long. RefSeq lists its product as uncharacterized. The record is from RefSeq and is a predicted model, not a curated record. NCBI's taxonomy places the organism in Eukaryota, Viridiplantae, Streptophyta, Magnoliopsida, Brassicales, Brassicaceae.
GAAAAGGCCCAACUACAAUUGGCGGAAGUGCUGAAUUCUAGGGUUUUAGAAGAAGUUGAUUUUUAGGUUUUAUUAAGUGAGGCGGAGGCGUUGUCGAAGGUUUUGGGUGUGUACAGAGUAAAAGAAAGAUAUGGCCAAGUACAACGAGAUCGCGAAGAAGAAGAGAGAGGCGAAAGCUGAUAGAAAACGAGCCAUUCACGGCGAUCCUCUCACCAAUAAAUUGAAGACCAGAGUUCCCGUCCCUUCCGUCUCCGGUAAACGUCAGAGAAAGCUCCUUCGCAAAUGGCGCCGAGAGCAAAAAGAUAUGGUGGACAAGGGUCUUGUUACCAUGGAAGAUGUAGAGAUGGCUGCUUCUGAAGCUGCAUCAGAAGACACCAAGAAAUCCCCCAAAAAAUUUAGCGUAAAGAAGAACUUGAAGCUCAAUAAACUUAAGAAUAAAGCAGGCAAAAAGAAGAAUAACCAGACAGCCAGCAGCCAAGGAUCUGCAUCUGCCGAUCAAAUGCUAGAAUGAGUGUCUUGUAAACCUGAAAGCUCAGUUUCAUCUAACAGUUGACGAUGGAUGAUAUUAUCUUCUCAAUGUCUGGUUUAACUCUUUCAAUAUGGGAAACGUGUGUUUUUUGCGUGAUGAGGAUGCCAAGCAGAGCAGUGAAGGGUUUUUAAUAGAAAUUUUGUUUAAAAGUUUUUCGAAUCUUGUUAUAGCUGUCUUUGAAGAUCUUAUCUUGUAUUCAUUCUGGUAUGUUUUGGUGCCUUCGAAGUAGAGUUAGUAACAGAACAAUCCCUUUUAUUAACACUCCCACUCAAUUUCUGUGUU